AUGGUUCUUUCUUUUGUUGGGAAGAUACAAAAAGGUAUCUCACAUUUUGUACACAAAAGGCAUGAUUUCAGUGAAGAGCUGGUGGCAGAGGAUGUAAGGGAAGGAUAUUUUGCUGUUGUUGCAAUGAAGGAUGGAGAAAUUAAAAGGUUUAUCAUUGGGUUAGAGUACUUGAGUGAUCCUGAAUUUAUAGGACUACUUGAUCAAGCUCAGGAAGAGUAUGGUUUCAUGCACAAAGGAGCUAUUGCUGUCCCUUGCCAGCCUCAACAGUUACAGAACAUUAUAGAUGGUCAUAGAUGA
Trifolium pratense (red clover) is the source of this 297-nucleotide messenger RNA. RefSeq names its product auxin-induced protein 15A-like. The transcript has a single exon. NCBI's taxonomy places the organism in Eukaryota, Viridiplantae, Streptophyta, Magnoliopsida, Fabales, Fabaceae. Gene Ontology annotation, biological process: response to auxin. Bases 1 to 297 code for a protein of 98 amino acids. The record is from RefSeq and is a predicted model, not a curated record.